Molecule: messenger RNA, 1148 nt
Organism: Cynara cardunculus var. scolymus (artichoke)
Lineage: Eukaryota; Viridiplantae; Streptophyta; Magnoliopsida; Asterales; Asteraceae
Product: bifunctional pinoresinol-lariciresinol reductase 2-like
Exons: 4
Coding region: 15-956 (313 amino acids)
Molecular function (GO): oxidoreductase activity
Source: RefSeq, a predicted model, not a curated record
GCACAUACAGAUCAAUGGCGGUGAAGAGCAAAGUUUUGAUCAUUGGGGGGACUGGGUACUUGGGGAAGAGACUGGUGAAGGCCAGUUUAGAACAAGGUCACGAGACAUACGUUCUCAAAAGACCAGAGAUCGGUGUCGAUAUCGAGAAAAUCCAGAUGUUGCUGUCCUUCAAGAAGCAGGGAGCUCGACUUGUCACCGCUUCGUUUGAUGAUCAUCGUAGUCUUGUUGAGGCCGUGAAGCAGGUCGACGUCGUGAUAUGUGCAGUGUCUGGUGUGCAUAUCCGUAGCCAUCAAAUCUUGCUUCAGCUUAAACUUGUUGAUGCCAUCAAAGAGGCUGGCAACAUUAAGAGGUUUUUGCCAUCUGAGUUUGGUACCGAUCCAGCAAGAAUGGGCAAUGCAAUCGAACCAGGACGAGUGACCUUUGACGACAAAAUGGUGGUGAGAAAAGCUAUCGAAGAUGCCAAGAUCCCUUUCACGUACGUAUCUGCGAAUUGCUUCGCUGGUUACAUGGUUGGAGGGUUGUGUCAACCCGGCCACAUUCUUCCUUCGCGGGAAUCCGUUGUCUUGAUGGGAGAUGGCAAUCAAAAAUCGAUAUUUGUUGAUGAAGACGACAUAGCAAAAUAUGCAAUCAAAACGAUAGAUGAUCCCCGCACUCUUAACAAGACGGUCUAUCUGAGACCUCCGGUGAACAUUCUUUCGCAAAGGGAAGUCGUGGAACUCUGGGAGAAGCUCAUCGGUAAACAACUCAACAAGUCAUCUCUCUCCGAACAAGAAUUUCUCAACAUCAUGAAAGGUGAAGGGUAUGCCGAACAGGUGGGGUUAACUCAUUACUACCAUAUCUUUUACCAUGGAUGCCUUACAAAUUUCGAGAUCGGAGAUGAUGCUGAAGAAGCUUCUCUUCUUUAUCCCGAUAUCAAAUACACUAAAAUGGAUGAUUACCUGAAGCAGUACCUUUGAUCGAUCUACUCCUGAAUCACUUCAAAUCCACGAAUAUGUGUUGUCUGUGUCAUAUCCUGCAUAAAUCUGAACAAGCUCAGAUAUUUUCUGUGUCCAGACUUGUUUUAUGUAUUUUCAUCCACUUAAUUACAAGGGUGGUGUUAUAUAUUGACUUAAUCGGAUCUAUAUUGAUUAUAUGAAGUUCUUUCAUUA